This is a messenger RNA of Conger conger (European conger), 3592 nucleotides long. Its product is annotated as pre-mRNA-processing factor 39-like. The record is from RefSeq and is a predicted model, not a curated record. Gene Ontology annotation, cellular component: commitment complex; U2-type prespliceosome; U1 snRNP. The transcript is spliced from 14 exons. Lineage: Eukaryota; Metazoa; Chordata; Actinopteri; Anguilliformes; Congridae. The coding region runs from base 120 to 3131 and encodes 1003 amino acids. Gene Ontology annotation, molecular function: protein binding. Gene Ontology annotation, biological process: RNA processing; mRNA 5'-splice site recognition.
GUUCGUCCUUCUACAAUGCGAAGGCGAGGUUGUCGGUGGAGAAUGAUCAUAUCGUAAUACGCAGAUUGGCCAAUUCAUAAUAUAACUUGCUUGAAUUUCUCCAGUCAUAACACGUUUUCAUGGAAGAAUCUGAGCAGCUCUUUUCUGGAGUGGCCAUGACAGGCAUGCUGGAUGUGGAUCCUACAGGAGGCUUCGGCUCUUUAAGCAUGGAAGCUAUUGGACACAGCUUCCUGACAGAUUCCCUCAUCUCUACCCAGGACCCAGUUCUGAUCCAGGACUCUGAUACAGCUUCCAGUCCGCUGCCUGAAACCGUUGAGGCAUUGCUGGGCCAAGGGCAGGUCCAGGACCGGCAGUUGGAACAACAUGACCAGGUGCAGUUGGAGUCCCUGGUUCAAGAUCCUGUGGAGCAUCUGCAGCCUUUAGAGCAUGACCUUCUAGAACAGUCGGAGUCCUUCAAACAGGAUCUGUUGCAAUUCACAGAACCCUUAGAACAGGAUCAGGUGUACCAUGCAGAACCAAUACAAACGGACCAUGUGCAAUUUCCAGGCCCAAUGGAACCGGACACCGAGAUGUGCCACUCUGAGCCAUUACAGCACGACCAGGAGGAUCAGGUGUUUGGAGACCCCUUACAACAGGAAGAAAUGUAUCAUUCAGAACCAGUACAAGAAGACCAUGUGGAAUUUCCAGACCCAAUAGAAGAAAACAGUGAUAUGGUACAUUCUGAGCUGUUACAGCAGGACCAAGAGGAGUUGGUGAAACCCUUUGUAAAAGAACAGAUGGAAGACCAUGUUCGCCUUCCAGAACCUUUAGGCCCGGAUCAGGUGUACCAUUCUGAGCUAUUGCAGCAGGACCAGGAGGAGCAGGUGGAACUCUUGGCAAAACAGCAAGUGGAAGACCUGGUGGGCUUUUCAUUACAUCAGGAUCAGGUGUGCAAGUCGGAGCUAUUACAGCAGAGCCAGGAGGAGGUGGUGGAACCCUUAGCAAAAGAAGAUUUGGGCCUUCCAGAACCUUUAAGUCAGGAUCUGGUGUACCAGUCGGAGUUAUUAGAGCAGAGCCAAGAGGUGCAGGUGGAACCUUUGGCAAAAGAACAAAUGGAAGACCAGGUUGUCUUUCCUGAACCUUUAAGUCAGGAUCAGGGGCACCAAUCGGAGCUAUUGCAGCAGGAUCAGUUGGAGCAAUCUGAACCCACUGAAAAGGACCUAGAGGAGUGCUUGGAACAGUCCGAGCAGGUUUCAGCCCAGCGAGUAGAUUCUCCAGAGCCUGGAAGCCCAACCAACAUGGAGCUGGAGGAAACAUCAAAGGACGGUGUGGAGGAGGAGGAUCCCGCCCCUGUUUUGGAAGCCCCUUUUCCUGCAGAGUUUGAGAAGUACUACAAGGCGGUGGAGGAAAACCCAGAGGACUUCACCGCGUGGACAUAUCUGCUGCAGUAUGUGGAGCAAGAGAGUCACAUAGGGGCUGCCCGAAAGGCCUUCAGCUCCUUCUUCGCUCGAUACCCUUACUGCUACGGAUACUGGAAGAAGUAUGCAGACAUGGAGAAGAGGCUGGACAGCACACAGAUGGCUGAUGAGGUGUACCGAUGUGGGCUUCAGGCCAUUCCCCUCAGUGUGGACUUGUGGCUCCAUUUCGUCGGCUUCCUGCGGGAGACUGCAGACCCCAGUGACAACAGUACAGAGAGUCGCGUUCGAGCGGCGUAUGAGCACGCGGUGCUGGCGGCCGGCACAGAUUUCCGCUCCGACCGUCUCUGGGAGUCCUACAUCAACUGGGAGGCGGAGCUGGGGAACCUGGCGCACGUCACCGCUGUCUACGACCGCAUCCUGGGCAUCCCCACCCAGCUCUACAGCCACCACUUCCAGAGGUUGAAGGAGCACGUUCAGAACAACCUCCCUAAGCACUUCCUUUCAGAAGAGGAGUUCAUCCAGCUGCGAGCAGAGUUGGCUAAAGUGGGUGGGCUCAGUGGAGAGGAGGCCACACCCAGUGAUGACAUGCCCUCUGGCACAGAGGAUCUUGCAGACCCAGCAAAGCGUGUGACUGAGAUUGAGAACAUGCGACACAGGGUGAUAGAGGGACGCCAGGAAGUAUUCAAUCACAACGAGCACGAAGUCAGCAAGCGCUGGACCUUUGAGGAAGGGAUAAAACGGCCUUACUUCCACGUGAAGGCCCUAGAGAAGACCCAGCUGAGCAACUGGAAGGAGUACCUGGACUUUGAGAUUGAGAACGGGACCCCGGAGAGGGUGGUGGUGCUGUUUGAGCGAUGCCUGGUCGCCUGUGCCCUCUACGAGGACUUCUGGAUCAAGUAUGCAAAGUACUUGGAAAACUACAGCAUCGAGGGUGUGAGACAUGUUUACAAGAAGGCCUGUACGAUUCACCUCCCUAAGAAGCCGACCCUUCACCUGCUGUGGGCUGGGUUUGAGGAGCAACAGGGGAACAUAGAAGAGGCCCGGGGGAUCCUGAAGGCCUUGGAGGAGGCGGUUCCGGGCCUGGCUAUGGUGCGUCUGCGCCGGGUUAGCCUGGAACGUCGCCACGGCAACAUGGAGGAGGCGGAGUCCCUGCUGCAGGACGCCAUCAGGAACGGGAAGAACGUGGGCGAGACGUCUUUCUACUCCAUCAAGCUGGCUCGCCAGCUACUCAAGGUGCAGCGGUGCUUGGAGAAGGCUAGGAAAGUACUGCUGGAGGCCAUCGAGAGGGACAAGAUGAGCCCCAAGCUGUACCUGAACUUGUUGGAGCUUGAGUACAGCGGUGAUGUGAAACAGAAUGAGAAGCAGAUCCUCUCCUGCUUUGACCGGGCCCUGAACAGCCCCCUGCCACUUGAGUCUCGCCUCGCCUUCUCCCAGCGCAAAGUCGAGUUUCUCGAAGACUUUGGCUGUGAUAUCAACACGCUUGUGUCUGCUUAUGAAGAACAUGAGAAGAUUUCGGAGGCACAUGCGUCUACAAAGCGAAAGGCGGAAAAUGGUUCACAAGAGCCAGAACCAAAGAAAGCACGCACGGAGGACCCCUCCAUGGGCACAGGUCAGAUGAUGCCAGAUAUGCUGCCCAACCACUCCGCAUACAACUACAACUACAACUGGUACCAGCAAUACAACUACCAGAACCCAUGGGGCUAUGGACAGUACUACCCUCCUCCCCCUACGUGAUGCUGGUCUCUCUCCAGAUGACCCGGCUGCUUUUAAACCUUCAAGGAAGCCCCUGGCCCCUCCCGAGAGUUUUCUUUUCUCCUUUCAUUAGAUCUACCAGUCUCAAUCCCUGCAAGGAAGCUGGCUGGUCAUAUAUGGGCAUGUGUGCUAUAAACAUAUAUAUAUAUAUAUAUAUAUAUAUAUAUAUAUAUAUAUAUAUAUAUAUCCCAUCUGUUGACCUUGAAGAGAAAAAUUGUCGUUUCAUUUGGUUGUAAUGAUCUGGGAAUUUGUCUUUAGGUUUAUUUGUGAAUCUAAAACAACCUCUUAUUUUUAAGCUGGUUUUUGGUUUCUCCUUGCUUUUGUUAAUGUGAGCCUUUUAAGAUCCCAGAAUUUAUUUGGAUUUUUUCCCCUCUGAAUGAAUGGAUGAGAAGAAUAUACUUUUGUUUUCACUUUAAUUUCAUAAUAAAUGGAUUAUGAAUAUA